Molecule: messenger RNA, 2837 nt
Organism: Hypoxylon fragiforme
Lineage: Eukaryota; Fungi; Ascomycota; Sordariomycetes; Xylariales; Hypoxylaceae
Exons: 3
Coding region: 1-2730 (909 amino acids)
Source: RefSeq, a predicted model, not a curated record
AUGUUGUUGCGCGCCAGGGGCCUCCUCGCCCUAACCAUCUUCUCCCUCCUCCUCCCCAGCGCCACCUGCCAAAACGACGACCUGGGCGUCAAAAACGGCUAUACCACGCUCAAAACCGCCAACUUCAACGUCAAGCUCGUGCGCGACGCGCAGGUUCUCGCGUCGCUGACCCCCGCGGGGGACACGUUCGACUUCCUGCCCUUCGACCUGCUCUCGGCGCGCGCGGGCAACGGGCAGUACCACUGGGGCGACAUCACCUUCCGGUACCGCGUUGCCGGCGACGACAACGGCACCUGGAUCGACGGGGACUCCGCCGCGGCGCGGAAACCGGUCGCUGCUCUCCCUAUCACCAGCAGCAGCAGCAGUAACGGAUCCCUAGCCGCCGCAAACCUAUCCCCCACCCUGCCCACCUCCAGCCCCCUGAACGUGACGCGCGAAUGGCUCGACGUCGCCGGGGACCUCGCUCUGCGCUUCACCCUCACCAACGCGCACCCCUCCGCCGCCCUCGAGCUCGGCAGCCUCGGCUUCCCCGCCGAGUUCAACAGCAUCUUCACUCGCCGCGCCGUGGGCGCCACCCAGCGGCUCUGCUCGCUCUCCGACCCGUACAUCGGCAUGCACGCGGGCUACAUCCGCGCGGCGCCCGUGCGCGGGACGGGCUCCGCCCUCGUCGUGACGCCGCUGAACGCCAACUCGCCCCUCGAAGCGUACCGCAACCUCGACGAGCCUGUGUACGAGGCGACGGGGUACGGCAGCCAGACGUUCGAGGGCUUCUACGAGUGGCAGGUGCACAGCGGCGCCUGGGCUGAGCACGAGUGGUCCAGCGCGCAGCCGUGGAACGCGCCGUCGUCGCGGACGCUGGGGCCGGGCGAGGCGGUGCAGUUCGGCGUGCGGUUCUCGCUUGCGAGGGGCGGGGUAAGGGACCUCGACGUGGCGGUGCGGCGGACGGGGACGCCGGUCGCGGUGGGCGUGCCGGGGUACAUCAUUCCGGUAGGCUCCUCGGCGCAGCUAUUUUUACAGGCGGAUGCGCGCGUGCUGGCGGUGUCGAGCGAGCCGGUGGAGUCGUUGGCGUUCAGCGAGUUGGGGCAGGGGCAGGGCGUGCUCGUCACGCCGUCGCCGGAUUUCUGGGGCCGCGCGAGGGUGACGGUUGAGUACGAGGAUGGGAAAGUGCAGACGGUGCAUUAUUUUGUCACGAAGCCGGCGGCGCAGGCGAUAGGGGAUUUGGGGAGGUUUCUUACGACGGAGCAGUGGUUUGACGAUACCUCGGACCCGUUUGGGCGCGCGUACUCGGUCAUGAGCUAUGAUUACGAGACGCGGUCGAUCGUGACGCAAGACCCGCGGGUGUGGAUCGCUGGGCUUAGCGAUGAAGGGGGCGUUGGGGCGUAUCUCGCCGCGAUGGCAAAACAAGUCAUCCAGCCCGAUGCCGAGGAGGUCUCGAAGCUCGAGAUGUUUGUUGAUCGGGUCCUCUGGGGUACGAUUCAGACGAAAGAUUUCGCGGUGCGGAAAAGUAUCUUUUACUACGAGCCCACAGCCGUUCCGAAAUACACGUACAACACCAGCAUAGACUGGACGAGCUGGACAUCCUGGAGCCAAGAGGAUGCAUAUGGGAUCGGCCGUGCAUAUGACUACGUGCAUGUUGCGGCAGCGUACUGGUCCCUGUACCGCGUUGGGAGGGCCUAUCCCGAGCUUCUGAACAGCCACGACUGGAAAUGGUACCUCAACCAGGCCUACAGCACCGUCAUUCGCUGCACGCAGUCUGAUGUAACAUACAAGGAACUGGGCUUGAUGGGUGAAACGGUAUUCGGGGAGAUACUUACUGAUCUCACUCGGGAGGGACUGACAUCCGAGGCUAAUACGCUGACGAAAGCCAUGAGAUCCCGAGCAACGCAGUGGGACUCCGAAGAAGUUCCGUACGGAAGUGAGAUGGCAUGGGACUCGACCGGGCAGGAGGGUGUCUACUAUUGGGCGAAACAUUUCGGCUUCACCAAGACGGUAACGAAAACUAUAAACAGUGUUCUCGGUUAUACGCCAACAGUGCCUCACUGGGGCUGGAAUGGCAACGCGCGCAGGUACUGGGAUAAUAUCUAUGGCGGGAAGCUCCAGCGCAUAGAGCGACAAAUCCACCACUACGGCUCCGCACUAAACUCCCUCGUCCUUCUCUCCGCCUUCCGCAGCAACCCAUCGGACCCGUACCUCCUCCAAGUCGGGUACGGAGGAUCCAGCGGACCUCUAUCCAGCAUCAACGAAGACGGGUUCGCCUCAGCGUCUUUCCACUCCUGGCCCGAUACGUUGAGGUGGGACGGGUACAGCGGCGACUACGGCCCCGGCUUUUUGGGAAUGGUGCUCGGGUCUGGGACGUUUGUCGCGCGACACGAUACUUUUGGGCUCCUCGCUUACGGCGGCACUUUGUUGUCUUCUGCGGAGGACAAGGUCAGCGUCCAGGUUACGGCUCCUGUUAGCCGCCGUGUAUUCAUCGGGCCACUAGGCGUGACAAUUACACUGGACGCGGGUAAUAUUCAGGAUUUUACAUACGAAAGUACAUCGGGUGCGAUUUCACUCACCCUAGUGCAGUUGUCAAAUACCCCAAAGGCUGUGGCUACGGUAUUGUGGAUUGAGACGAAUGACUCUUCUAUAUACAGUGUCUCGGAACCGGUGGCGGUUCGAGAGCGCUUAGGCUGGCAAAUACCGCUCUCAGCUGAUGGUCAAGUUGUUGUUCAAUUAAGACGGGGUUAGCAUAGGGAAUUCACAACAUUGUUUAUAUCAUACCUCUAAUAUUUACCUAGGCAUUUAAUUAAUAAUCACUAGAGCUGUAUUGGCUCUCGAAACCUUACCUAACGUUA